This is a messenger RNA of Phaeodactylum tricornutum CCAP 1055/1, 3321 nucleotides long. RefSeq lists its product with no specific name. The transcript has a single exon. The record is from RefSeq and is a predicted model, not a curated record. Bases 479 to 2683 code for a protein of 734 amino acids. NCBI's taxonomy places the organism in Eukaryota, Bacillariophyta, Bacillariophyceae, Surirellales, Neidiaceae.
UCAAAUACUCAACCUCGGCCCCCCGUUCUACGCCUGUCGCGUCACUGCACGGUGGCUCCUUCGUCUCUUGGUAUACUCUACUGUCGUGUGAUAUCUAGAGACGUGGAGGGAGUCGGGAGCAGUCCAGAAAGAGUACUCGGGACGUUGUGGGGACGAGAUUACAACGGCUCCGACCUUCGGAAAGAAAUUAAGCUGGAUCGUUGGAUUUGCUACUAUAAGUAGGGUCAUCUAAACGAGACGCUGUACCGCACGUAGCGCUAUUCGUCACAGCAUACGAACCACCAAAUCACUGGCUACCAUUGGAUAGAAGGACAGAAGGAUACACGCAUCAGUAGGCACAUCGCCACAAGGCCUUUGAAGUCAACCAUUCACAGUCAACGAUCUUCAACGGCUUCUGCUCUCUGUAGAACGACACCAAGACGACGCACAGCCUAAUAUACCUAUACAGCGCUCUCGACAUUAAUUAUAAGAAGCCUUCAUGGGAGAGUGUUCUAAGUGUCGUCGGCAUCGGCGGUACCUACCUCGACCGGUGCUUGGGCUCUGCCUGGUGGUGGCGUCGCUGGGAUUCCGUGCGGCAGGCUCCGCCGUGGCUUGGAUCCUGCAUCCGGCGCCGAUCCGUUCCAGCGGAACGGCUACUGGAACAAGAAUAGUGUCGACGGGUGAAAGCUCUCGUCGUCCGCAUCGCUUUCCGGACAAUGCAUCCCAGCAACAAACGCCGCUAUCGGCGCGUUCCGCCAGUACGAAACGCAAUCGACCCGCCGAAUCCGACCGACGGGACGACAUGAACGCGACGAGUCCCAUUAUCAAUGCAACUAACGUCUCCGAAGUGAACGCGACGAAACCCAUUGUCAAUGCCACGAACGUCUACGAAGUGAACGCGACGAGUCCCAUUAUCAAUGCCACUAACGUGCACAGCGGUACCGUGGAUACACCACCGUGGGCUUCGCAGGAAUACGUAAAACUUGCGAUGGUUCACAGUCGUCAGUGGGCCGUUCUAGAUGGCGCCGAAUGGUGGAGUGUCAAAAUGCUACUCGAACGGCAAGAGAAACAAGCCCGCGAAACCGACGCUCAGAAACAAAAAAAAGGAGUCAACGGGACCAAAUCGUUCACACCGCCAACUUCCAUACCGUCCACACCCUUUGGUUGUAUGCGAAUUGUAACCGGCAUCGUCAAUAUGGCGAGCGCAUCGGCGCAAAGAUCGCAAAACGAACAACGUGUAAUUGGGAUGCAACGUAUGCCGCAAGUAGGACCUACUACGAAGGACAACCUCACUGAUGGCGCUGUUGUGCUGUACGCGGACUCAGUAGCUCGGAUACCCGACGAAGUGUCGGACGAUCAAGCUGUUGCUACCUACUUUCGAUCGGUGGCCAUCCAUGCGGUCUUGCCUCGUCCCUUCGUACUGAAAGGCAUCGGUGGAGCUGACGAUGUAUCCUUCACACAAACGUCGGAUAUGGGAAAGGUCGUUGUGGUAGGCGGAAACGAACGAGCUAUGUGGGCGGCCAACGCCUUGGACAGACUCGGGGUACACGUCACCCUAGUCACGACAAAUACAGCUAUUAAAGCGAAAAUUCCCGACAGCAAGAAAAGCGACAUCAAAGUACUGACACCGGCAGUCGGUGAACUGGAGUUGGGGUUUGCCAAUGUCGUAGGAAGGUUUGACGCGCUCCUAGAUACGGUUGGGAAUGAACACGAAAGAGGGAUUCAGAGCUCUGUUUUGCGUCUACUAUCGCAACAACACGGAUGUGACGUAUACGUAUCCAUCGAAUCCACCUCGCAGGCCCUCAUCGGGCAAGAAGGAGUGCUUUGGGGGCCUGGCAAGGCCAAAACGCACGCGCAAAAAUUGCAGGCAGCACCGCAGCGUGCUGCUUGGUUUGCACCACCUGCACAACUAGGGACCACUGUGGCACAAUUACUUACUCUGCACGUCCAGGAUGCCUCUUCCAAGUCCUGGCAAUGGCCCAAGUUGCCUAUUACAAAAACUCCAGACAGCGUGGCAGUUCAAGGUUGGAGUAUGGGAGAAUUCUUUGAAGCCACCACAUGGCCACGCGAUAGCAAUGGAGCUACAACAACCCGAUACGGCUUCCCCACGGUAGAGGAUGUCAGUGGUGGGGCGGGCGAUAUGGACGACGAGGACGAGGAGACUCUGGAUGGAAUGAUGGUUGCUGCACCGCCGUUACGAAGCAUGGGUAAAGAUGCUUUGCAACUUCAACAAGAGAAGGCUGCGGCCGAAGCAGCCGCGGCCGACGCAAGUCCUUAUAUUCGAUCCGUUGUUGGUGUCUCUGGAUUGCAAAAAGGAAUCAUUGAGACGAAAGCCGAUUGCAUACUAUUCCUAUCGGCACCCUUUUGUCGAACUUGUCGCUAUUUGUCACCGCAGUACCGUCGGUUGGCACGCCAGCACGAUAUCAGCGAAUCGAAAAAGGACGGUGAGCAGGCCAUUUUUUACGCCAAGGCGGAUGCUUCUGGCCAAGUGGGCAAGGCGCUGGGUCGUGCAUUACAAGUAGACGCCGUGCCGGCCUUUGUCUUGUUCCGAAAAGGAGAGAGGUUUGGAUCGGUCUUGUCCAUUUCGAGACUACCUUCGGCCAAAUUGGAUGCGGCUGUCCGUAUGCUACGGGACGGUGUCUGGGACGAAAUAGCAAUUCGCAACUUGGACGACAAGCCCUUCAUGAAGAAGCGAAAAAGCUAAUUUCGCUCGGCCGCCAAAUCGUGAUGUGAUUUUGUUAUGGAAGCUCAACAAAAGACUACUUGGUAUGACAAUACCGGAUUAACUCCUUGUUGCUAUUUUCACUGUUGUGGUCGUUCUUGACGACGAUAUAUACCUGAGCUUCGCAACGUAUGCGUUUCCAAAAUUUUAAUUCUAGGAGUACAAGAUACAAUCUAAUUUUUUACCCAAAAGAUGUAGUUGGGCAAACAACACAGUAAGGGGUCUGGCAGGCUCCAAUCGGGAGUACCUCUUCUCGUCAUGCUUCUGGAUAGGCGAGCAAUUUAUGGAUUUCCACCGAGUAUCCACUGCCCAAAUCCAAAGUGAAUGAUUCUCCUUUCGGACCCACGCGGAUCACUUCCGCGCCGGGGAUCGAUAAUACAUUGGGAAUGCUUUCUGUUUCUAUUGCCUGCAACGCCAUUUUGUACGUGCUGUAAAUUUCAGCGGGGAUUGUUUCUGAAAGCCGUCGGAGACGCCGGCGAUCAUCUUCUUCUUCUCCUUCUUCCUCCUCCUCUCCGUGAUCUUCGUUGUUGUUAUUGUUGGUUUCUCCUGCAGUACCGGUGCUGCUGUCUUCUACAUCGGUUGUUUCACCACUGCUAUUGACGCUGUCAACAAGUGUCGAU